GGAUGUUGUGAAGGGGUGUGUUGGAAUACUUCCUGGAACUGGAUUUGGGGGAGAAGGUUAUCAGUAACUGAUAAGAACCGCUUUUAAAAGGCUCGCUAGGAAAUAGAGUGCUUUAUACUAUCAAACAAGAAUAAUAGCAAAAACCGAAUAGGCCCAGGGGUCUUUAAGAAUCAUGCUUCUGGUACAUAAAUUUACUAUAUUAGUUGUUAAUGUAUUUGCUGUGGUAGCAUUUGUUUCUAUACCACUUUCAAACCUGGAAUCCCACUCACACAAUAGCUGGAGCGAGACAGUUCGCUUUCGGCACCUCUAUGCUGCCAGGGCAGGAGUACAUCUUAUGAUUCAUGAAGAUGGACAGAUUCUCGGUUCUGCAGAUCAAACUCUGUACAGCCUGAUGGAGAUGCGCCCUGUGGAUCCAGGCUGUAUUGUCAUCAGAGGCAUUGAAACAGCACAGUUUCUUUGCAUGGAUGUUGAUGGAAGGUUGUACUCAUCACACAUCUACAGCAGAGAUGACUGCACUUUCAGGGAGCAAAUCAUGCCAGAUGGAUACAGCAUCUACAUCUCUGUCAGACAUGGAGUACUUCUUAGCUUGGGGAAUCAUCGGCGGCGUCUUCAAGGCAGAGACAGUGGUGUUCCAUCUUUGGCUCAGUUCCUGCCGCGAAUCAGUACUAUUGUUCAGGCAUCAACUCCAACACUGCAGUCCUUUUAUCACCCAAGUCAGGAUGCAUCACAAACAGCUAAAUCAUUUGACACGGUCGAAUCAUUUGGUAUUCUUGCACGGAUCAUUCAUAGCCCGAGCUUUCAUAAACGUUGAGAAGGCGGCCGAGACGGCAAUAAUCAAAGAUGACCUUUUCAAUGCCUGGCAUACCCAGGCUUGUCCAUAGGGAGUGGUAGCUAUGAUAUUCAGCUCAUAGUCAGAUCAGUGAGGUUAAAUCUGACCACAGAGGAUCUAACAGAUGGGGAAUUGAAUGUGCAUCCCUGUAAUCUGUCAAAAAACAAACGUAUCACUGGGAAAGCGUUCAUCCCAAAAUGUGUGGAUUUAAAAUGCUAAAGAAAUGAAGUCAGAACUAGUUAGUACAGUGGAGUUUCGGUUUUCGAACGUCCCGGUUCCCGAACAAAUCGGUAUUCGAACAAAAAAUUCGAGAUUUUUUUGCUUCGGAUA
This is a messenger RNA of Syngnathus acus (greater pipefish), 1159 nucleotides long. It is a transcript of the gene fgf19, whose product is annotated as fibroblast growth factor 19. Gene Ontology annotation, cellular component: cytoplasm. Lineage: Eukaryota; Metazoa; Chordata; Actinopteri; Syngnathiformes; Syngnathidae. Bases 173 to 811 code for a protein of 212 amino acids. Gene Ontology annotation, biological process: positive regulation of gene expression; fibroblast growth factor receptor signaling pathway; cell differentiation. Gene Ontology annotation, molecular function: fibroblast growth factor receptor binding; growth factor activity. The record is from RefSeq and is a predicted model, not a curated record. The transcript is spliced from 3 exons.